Messenger RNA from Anopheles aquasalis, 2146 nucleotides. RefSeq names its product carboxypeptidase B-like. Gene Ontology annotation, molecular function: zinc ion binding; metallocarboxypeptidase activity. The record is from RefSeq and is a predicted model, not a curated record. Lineage: Eukaryota; Metazoa; Arthropoda; Insecta; Diptera; Culicidae. Gene Ontology annotation, biological process: proteolysis.
UGAAAACAAUGGAGCAUGAUCGAUCUUUGUUCCAAGGGAUUUUAAUAGCUAGUAUCGCGUAGUAGGACGCGUUAUUACCGUUAAAAGUGUCCAUCAUCCUGACGAUUUGGCGUGCAGUUUGCGAUAGUUUCGGUUGUUGAACCAUCCAGCAGUAGCAGCGGUGCAAGGUUUUCUUCGAUAGCGAAGUCGAUAGAGUCGGACAUGUCUGGACAUUCUGAUACCAAACGCCGAUAAGAACCGUUUGCUAUCUGCGUGAUCUGAGGGACACACCUAUCUUGAUAGGAAGUGGAAUUGAUAUUUGCUUCCCAAACCCAUUGCUAUCGGUGUCUCGGUACGACGAUCUCGCGCACUCGCAUCGACUUCCAACCGGAUCUGUGGCUGCCAAUUGAUUGACUGCGUGGGAAACAAUCCACUUAGUGCUGCCAUCAAUCUGCGACGAAAGCGCCACAACAAUACAAACCUAUCUGUGGUGCGGCUGAGUGAUACAGAGAUUCGAGAAACGAACCAAAUCGAUACCCACUACCGCGCCGUGCGUUCAUAUGGUGGCGAUGGUGAGGAUUUGCAGUAAUUCGCCAAGCGAACCCCCGUAUCUAAUCGGUAGCGACGGUGGCCGCCAGGGCCGCACUAUCAGCAAUGACCGCAGCGAUUCCCACAAUCAUCUGGGUCUAGCCGAAUCCCCGAAAUUGGUGGGAUUUUCUAUGAUUUCCCAGACGUCACAGGCUGACGGCGCUAGAUUGUGGGCCUAGAUGUUGGGUAUAAAAGGAGGCCUUCCAUCCCGGUGUCGGCUGUAAUGUUGGCUUACGGUGAUUCGAUCAAGAUGAAAUACGGUGGUGCUGCGUUUGUGGUGCUCGCUGCUCUGGCUAUGCUGGGCCAGGGCGGUUCUGCGGAGCAGGUGUCCUACCGCAACUACAAGGUGUACGAUAUUCAGGUGGACAGCAUCGAGAAGCACACGGUUCUGAAGCGAUGGGAAGACGUGAAGGGUGUGGACUUCUGGGAUCGGGCCGGUAAGCGUGUGAUGAUCGCUCCGAUGCUGCAGGAUGCCUUCGAGCGGUUCCUGACGCUGAAUGGCUUCACCUUCGUGCGCUCCAUCGAGGAUGUUGAAGCCACGAUCGAAGCAGAGCGUGAGUACGAUCAGGAGUAUCGUCGUCGGAAGGCUGCUUCCGGUCGGGCGACGGUCGACUUUGAGCACUUCUGGACCAUCGACGAGGUGGAAACGUAUCUGGAGGAUCUGGCCUACGAGUAUCCGAGCUUGGUGAGAGUGGAAACGAUCGGAACGACGCAUCUGGGGCGCCGCAUCAAAUCGAUCACGAUCUCGACCAACAAUGGGGUGACCGGAACGAAACCGAUCGUGUUCAUUGACGGUGGUAUUCAUGCGCGCGAAUGGGGUGGCGUGAUGUCGGUCAUCUACCUGAUCCACGAGCUGGUCGAACACUCGAGCGACUACGCGGACAUGCUGGCCAAGGAUUGGGUUAUUGUUCCGGUGGCGAACCCGGAUGGUUAUGAGUUUUCGCACACUUCCAAUCGUAUGUGGCGUAAGAAUCGAUACCCCGCUACCGUGCUGUGUACGGGAAUUGAUCUUAACCGGAACUGGGACUAUAUGUGGGUGUUCUCGAGCAAUGCCUGCUCCGAUAGUUACGCCGGUACGUCCGCCUUCUCCGAGCUGGAAACCCAAGCCCUGAGCCGCGUGAUGCUGCGCUAUCAGUCGGACAUUGUGCUGUACCUGGCGGUGCACACGUACGGCGACAUGAUCCUGUACCCGUACGGUCACUCGUGGCCAUUCGUCCCGGUGACGAACCAGGCCGAGCACAUUGCACUCGGUGAGCAAGCACGCGCAGCUGUCACCGCUGUCGGAGGGCCAAACUACAUCGUGGGGAACAGUGCUGAGAUCCUGUACACGGCCAACGGAUGCAGUGACGAUUAUGCGGCCGGUGUUAUCGGGGCACGAUAUGCGUACACCCUGGAGCUGACCGGUGGUGGAACGACCGGAUUCGAUCUACCGGCUAGCGAGAUCCAGGCCGUCGCUACCCAGACCUUCCAGAUCUACCGUACCAUGGUCAACAACGCGUAACCAGUGAAGUCGCAUGUAUUCGUCAGUAAAGUGUAUUAAAUGACCGUGUCCACGGUUGCUACCGGUAACCCCGCUCUA